UUGGCGUAGCCGCACGCCGCGUUCGUAGCGCGUGUGCUACGUAAUAUAAUACGAAAACGCUGAAGAUUUAAACUACUUAAAUCAAUAAGUUUUUUUUAACUUCACUGUGACUUACUUAAUUUAUUCCUUAUAAAGUGAAGUAUAAGUUAUAAUUAUUGGAAAAAAAAAGUUUUUUAAUAAAUUGUUUUCGAUUUAUUUUAUUUUGAAUAAGUUUAAAAUGAGUGAAGGUUUACUGAGUAUAUUGAAGAAUGAAGGUAGAAUUUCAAACGAAGAUAAAAAUGGCGAAGGAUGGGUUAAAAGGAAAGAAAUUCUACGUGCAAGAAAAGGAUCGAAAUAUGGAAUUAGGAAAGAGAGAGCAAGACGAGAAAUCGAUAGUGCAACCGAGACGAGACCAGUGGAAACAAGUUCGCAUAAAUCACCGGCGCAUCCGUCUCGUAUCUCCGCCGGUGAGAGUGAAUGGAGCGGCGUGACUGGAGGACCACCAGCGGAAGUAGUCUUGCGGUUACAUCCUUCACCUACACCCGCUUACCCCGCACACACACGCUUCAAUCUAUCAACAGAAAUCGAGCGGAGUAAACUCACCGAUUGUCCACCCGCUGAAGUAGUUAGCCGGCUACAUCCCCCUACAAAACCAGCCCAUCCCGAAAUUAUGAUCGCCAAUAUGUCUUUAGCUAAUAUUGAUGGGAGUGGAGUUGUCGUCCGAGCUGAGGAGGCUUUAAUCGUCGCGUUCGUGUUACUGCUUUGGGUGGCCGCUAUUGCGCUCUUCUUCAACCGCUGGGGCAAGAUCAGGUGCGUCUAUAAACUGAUGUUAGAACCAUAUCAGCCAAAGUUCCAACAGCAACAUCGGCAAAGUUGCGCUCUUGCGGAAAAUUCUGUGUCCGUCCCGCCUCAUCAUCGAGCGUCCCUUUCAAGAGGUUGUGUUUCAUACGACUGCGGGGGAACAUUUCCAUCGUAUCAACCCUGUGGCUAUCUGGGACAUCGAACUAGACAGAAUUCCGUCUUCGUCGGGAGCAUGGGUGGGAUGGCAUUGAUACCAGAGAGUCCACCGCGAAGAUCGCGUUCCGCUGCUGAUCUCCCAGCACUCACAACCCCCUCGGACCACCCGAUGCGUACCCCUAGGUCCUCAAGAGCCGCUAGUCUCCACAGCGCCGUGGACCUCAGAGUCUGUGUUCCAUCACCCCGGACCUCGAGAGCAGCGAGUCUUCAUUCGGCUGUUGACAUGCCCCAAGGAUCAGUUCAGGUCCACGUCCGAGGUUCAGCGACUAAUCUGAACAGACCAAGAAGCCCGAGACGUUUAACGAUCACUAAUGUGUAAUAUCGCAAGUGAACUCGCUUCAUUGACUGAGACCAAUAUUUCUUUUAAUUUCGAUGUAAAUGUGAAAUUUAGCUUUUCAAUUGUCUCAAAUAUUUAAAAUAAGUAUAAUUUAAUUAUUAAUAAUGUAAUUAUUAUC
Messenger RNA from Vanessa tameamea, 1451 nucleotides. RefSeq lists its product as uncharacterized. Bases 218 to 1315 code for a protein of 365 amino acids. The transcript has 9 exons. The record is from RefSeq and is a predicted model, not a curated record. NCBI's taxonomy places the organism in Eukaryota, Metazoa, Arthropoda, Insecta, Lepidoptera, Nymphalidae.